ACCAGCCUGCUGAGGACAAACUUGCAAGAAGCGGAGCAUGCAGAAAAAGCUCCGCUGAACAUCAGUGCAGCUGCGCGGCUCCUGGUGAGGCUACACGCGGCGAUAGGAGCGGAGCUUGUUGCGGAUAACACCAUGAUUGCCACAACUCAACAAAACAUGACCACCGAGCUGGACCUGGGGAGUUCAGACGGUCCCCCGCGGAACUGGAAGGGCAUCGGGAUCGCCAUGGUGGUGAUCCUGGGGGUUAUGUCUCUGGUCAUCCUCUCCGUCGUCAUCCUCACUCCUGACGAUUCUCACUUGUUACUCCGCUCCCAUGUGACCAUGGAGGACCUUGAGAGCGAAGAAUUUAAAGUUCAUGAUCCCUGUGCGGCAUGGCUGAAUGAUAACGAAGUGGUCCUGCGCACCAGAGAGGGACAUGUCCUGACAUUCGCCCUCAACAGCAACCAGACUACAACCCUCCUGGACAACAGCUCUCUGGAUCUGACCUCAACUAAAUUCCAGGUGUCUGCAGACAAGAAGUUUGUCCUCUUGGCGUAUAACAUUCGACCGGUGUUUUCUCAGUCCUUCACAGCCUCCUAUGCUAUCUACAGUGUGGCUAAUGGGGAUCUACUGGAGGUCAGACCUCCCGGGAGUGAGACAACAGAGUUGCAGUUUGCUUCCUGGGGACCUCAGGGGAACCAGCUGGCCUUUUUGUUUGACGGAGAUAUCUACUACAAGCCCAGCGUGCCAAGCAACCCGCUGCGUCUCACGUCCACCGAGGAAGACCAAAAUGUUGUAAACGGACUCUCUGACUGGACAUAUGAAGAGGAGGUGCUUCUGACAUAUGCAGCCCACUGGUGGUCUAUGGACGGUGCCCGGCUUGCAUAUCUCCGCAUCAACAACUCUGCAACACCUGUGAUGGAAAUACCUCAUUUCCUUGGAGGCCUCUACCCCUCCAAUAUGAUUUUUCACUACCCAAAGGCUGGUUCCAGUAUCCCAUCAGUCAGUCUGUUUGUAGUGAACCUUUAUGGUCCAGCUCACACUCUGGAGAUGCUGCCUCCCGACUCGCUCAGGGCCAGGGAAAACUACAUCUCCAUGGUGAGCUGGAUAAGCAGUACCAGGCUCGUGGUUCGUUGGCUGAAUCGUGCUCAGAACCAAUCAGUGCUCUGCGUGUGUGAGGCCACCACCGGGGCAUGUUCAGAGAAACACAAAAUGUCCAUGGAUAUAAUGCAGAACCAGCGACAGGAUGUGCCUUUGUUCACAUCAGACGGCUCUAUGUUUUAUACGGUACUACCUGCAAAACAAGGCGCUCGUGGAGAGUUCCACCACAUCGCUGGCCUGACCGUCCAGCCCGCCAUCCCCUCUGUCCCCCCUCGCUUCUUGACAUCGGGGAGCUGGGAUGUCACCUUGCUCUGCGCCUUAGACGAGGAGGCUGGAAGAAUCUUCUUCCUGAGCACAGAAGAAUCAAGAGAGAGCAGACACCUUUACAGUGUGGACCUAAAUGGAGUGUUUCAGCGUCGUUGCAUCUCAUGUGACCUGGUUGAUGGAUGCAAUUUCUUCAAAGUUGUUUUCAGCCCCAACCAAACUCACUUCAUUCUUUAUUGUUUGGGCCCAAGAAUCCCUAAAGUGACCGUUCACAGUACUAAGGACCCCUCCAGUUAUGUCAUCUUGGAGGAUAACAACCCCCUGUCUGAAGCUCUGGAGGACAAGAGGCUCCCUGAGAGUCUGUUUAAGACAGUCCAAGCAGACAACCAUGAUCUGCACCUAAAACUAGUUCUGCCUCAGGGCUAUGAGGCCAACCUGCUCCCACUCCUCAUUAUUGUGGAUGGCACUCCCGGUAGCCAGACUGUGACUGAGGAGUUUUCCCUUGGCUGGCCUCAGGUCCUCUGUAGCGCACACAACGUGGCCUUAGCCUGGGUGGAUGGCCGGAGCGGGGUCGGACGUGGGCAGAAGACUGUAGCCGUAGAUCCUCGGAAGCUUGGCUCACUUAGAGUCAAAGACUAUCUGGGAGUUGUUGAGUUGUUGAUGCAGCUGCCUUACAUCGAUGACCGAAGGAUAGCCCUCUUUGGAAAGGCCCUUGGAGGUUAUCUAACUCUUAAAAUGUUGGCUGCAACAGACAAGCUCUUUCAAUGCGCUGCAGCUGCUGCACCAAUUACCGAUUUCAAGCUUUAUAGUGCAGCAUUUUCUGAAAGGUAUCUUGGGCUUCCGGCAAAGGAGGAUCAUGCUUACUUGACUGCCUCCGUCCUUGAAGAAGCCAACAAACUAAAAGAAGAGAACUUUCUUAUUCUACAUGGAACUGCAGAUGCGAGGGUCCACUUCCAGCACAGUGCUGAGCUCCUGAGCCGCCUGGUGAAGGUGGAGGCCAACUACUCCCUGCAGCUGUACCCAGAUGAGGGCCACGUCCUUAGAGAGCCCCGCAGCAUCAGACACUUCCAGCGGACUGUGGUGAAUUACCUCCAGAACUGCCUGAAACACAGCACCCUUCUAGAAGUUCCAGAGGAAGAAGAAGAGGAAGAUGACUGAGUCCAGAAGCCUCUGUCUCUCCUUCUGAAAGGACUCUCGAUGAGGACUGUAUGCCACAGUUAAGCAUUUCAUUGGGGCAGGUUACCAGGAAUUAGAGCAGAGGAGUAGGGACCAAAAAAAUCAGAUCACCUCGUGUAACUUCUGGAAAAAUUGUUGUACUGUACAACAUGUUGCACAAAUUUAUUUCUGGUGUUUUGUUGUAUGUUUGGGGAGCAGUUUGUUUACAAUAUUCACUUGAGAUUAUGGGAAUGAGAUUUCCACUAACUCAAAAAGUUUACAAAGUUUAUAAAACAUGCAUGUCAUAAUGGCUGCAUGAUGUUGAUUAUUGCAUUUUGAGCAUUUUUCCAGGAUUUUUAUUUUUGCCUUCAGACCUCAAACCUAAGUCCCGUCCUGCGCCUCUCAUUCUUACUUAAAGAUUCUUAAAUCAAAUGGUUAUAUUACCUCCCCUGCAUUUCAAAUCUGCGGCUACUAGUUGCAAGACACUAGGUCGUGAGGAGCUGGAGACCCAUGGCUUAGAAGUAUGCAAAACGGACAACACCAUACUGGGAGAUAUAAAAAAUAAGAAGCGAUUGCCUUAAUGAAAAAA
Molecule: messenger RNA, 3088 nt
Organism: Cyprinodon tularosa
Lineage: Eukaryota; Metazoa; Chordata; Actinopteri; Cyprinodontiformes; Cyprinodontidae
Product: inactive dipeptidyl peptidase 10
Exons: 25
Coding region: 133-2502 (789 amino acids)
Biological process (GO): proteolysis
Molecular function (GO): dipeptidyl-peptidase activity; serine-type peptidase activity
Source: RefSeq, a predicted model, not a curated record